Molecule: messenger RNA, 204 nt
Organism: Xyrichtys novacula (pearly razorfish)
Lineage: Eukaryota; Metazoa; Chordata; Actinopteri; Labriformes; Labridae
Source: the annotation of a GenBank genome assembly
AUGGAGGGUAUGAGUUUCCACACGGAGACGAAGCUCAGCAGCAAAAAAGGAGAGCACAAAGAGCGAAUUCACGAAGGAGGACGCGAAAGGGGGGGAGGAGAGGAAAUGGAAAGAAUAAUGAUGAAGACAAUGAGAGGAGCAGAUGCAGAUAAAAGACGGAUGAUGAUGCUGAUGAUGAUGAGACGAAAGGACCAGUUAGGGUGA